AUGAGUGAUGUCCUGUGGAUGGGAUACUAUGCUCAUAGAGGGGUCUUUCGUAUCGUUCCUUUGGAGGCAAGCACCAAGCUCGAUGGAAAUGGUUUCUUGGGGACAGAUGGCUGGAUGCCCGGUGACUACGGAGCCUUGGAGUCUGUGUGGACCCUUGACGGGAACUGGUCCCCGGACGGUACUCUCUAUGACCCUCCAUGCACGGAGGCUGCAGCUGGAACCAAGUAUUAG
Molecule: messenger RNA, 231 nt
Organism: Guillardia theta CCMP2712
Lineage: Eukaryota; Cryptophyceae; Pyrenomonadales; Geminigeraceae
Exons: 4
Coding region: 1-231 (76 amino acids)
Source: RefSeq, a predicted model, not a curated record